CAACCAUCAGUCUUCAAGCGCUUCGUCGAGGUCGGCCGGGUCGUCCUCCUCAACUCGGGCCCGCACGCAGGGCAGAUCGCCGUCAUUGCUGAGAUCAUCGACCACAACCGGGCAAUCAUCGAUGGCCCCCUGACCAACGUCCCGCGCCAGUCCUUCCCCUACCGCCACCUGACGCUCACGCCGCUCGUGCUCACGAAGCUCCCUCGCGGCGCGGGCACGGGCGUCAUCCGCAAGCAGCUCGAGAAGGAAGCGACGCUCGACAAGUGGGCGAACUCCGCGUGGGCGAAGAAGCGCGCCGCGGUGCAGAAGCGCCGCACCCUGAGCGAUUUCGAGCGGUUCAAGGUGAUGCUGCUGAAGAAGAGCAGACGCGAUGUGGUGCGCAAGGCGGUGAAGAAGGCG
Messenger RNA from Gloeophyllum trabeum ATCC 11539, 399 nucleotides. RefSeq names its product 60S ribosomal protein L14. Gene Ontology annotation, biological process: translation; ribosomal large subunit biogenesis. Lineage: Eukaryota; Fungi; Basidiomycota; Agaricomycetes; Gloeophyllales; Gloeophyllaceae. The record is from RefSeq and is a predicted model, not a curated record. The annotation marks the transcript as partial. Gene Ontology annotation, molecular function: structural constituent of ribosome; RNA binding. Gene Ontology annotation, cellular component: ribosome; cytosolic large ribosomal subunit. The transcript is spliced from 3 exons.